GAUGCUGUUGCAUCCAUGGAAAUAUCUCUGUGGUUGCAUCAAUUAAUGUAGUUCUUGAUUACAUGUCCGUUUUGUAACGCUUGAUAUGAUUAUUCAUGAGGCCGAUUCAAGCCCAUAUCCAAGCAAAGAAGUAUGAGAAUAUACAGCACAAUAUCACUGUAGCAUCGAAAUCAUCCUUGAUAGAUGCAAAAAGCCAUGAACUCGUUGCUCCGUACAGCCAACUAUUCAUUGAACAAGCGCCACAUGGUGGUACGUGAGUCUCUACAGCAACAUCUCACCAUUGCCGUCAUGGAAAUGCAGAGCGCUCCUGGUGUGUUGGAAGCACAGCCUGUCGAAAUAUGCGAUGAAGCUUUGGCUCUGUGCUCUUGUCUCGAGGCCAUCUUUCUACAUGGGCUGAAGGAUAGCUUACUGAAUCGAGUCACUGAAGCUAUCAGUGGCCCGGAUUACGAUGCCAUGCCUCAGCCCAGCUUUUGGGGACCGCUGCUUGUCAUCUCUCACCGGCAGAUCAUCAAUCAGAUACAAGGACACAGUCAGCUGACAACAGAAGUAGGCUACUGCCGAGCCUGGAUCCGAUUAGCUCUUAAUGAGGGUCUACUUUCAAGCUACAUGUUGGCCAUACGUCGUGAUAAUUCGGCUUUGAAACCUUACUACAAUCAAGUGGCUUUUAUGCGUGACACCGACCUCGUGGAGAUUACUCAACGCCUCGUUGAGAGCGUUGACUACAUAUGCUUUAAUCUAGCUUCAAAUUCGAGCUUGCUCAACUUAUGGUCUAGCACGCCGCUCUUGAUGGCUGCAAUUUGGUCGCCGCCCAUGAAGUCUUGUCCCGUCUUUAGUGCCAUCGACAUUGCGAAGACGAUAAGCUGUGAGCAGCCGAACGACAACCUUGAGAACUCUGAGAUUGCCAACUCAAUUUUGAGUUCCUUCAACUUGACACAGAACAAUUUUAGUGGUGUAUCUGAGGACGAAACAUUUAAAAUCAUACUGGCUAGAAGAGUGGCACCGGUGCAGCAGCCUUUACUUGCGAGAACUUCGUUAAAGCCUCUACCCAUUGGUGAAAAGGAGUGCGGAAGAUUCGUAGAUGGAAAGUUUACAGUUGAAGCAGAGACGGCUGAAGAGCCUCUGAACCAUGACACAGCCAUACAUGGCAAAGCUGUAGAAAGUGCAGAUAAAGCGGAAACCACAGACACUAGGACGGUUGAAAAUAUUUUAUUUAAGAAGCAAAGCUGGUCUGCGGCCAUCAACGACAACGAAACGUCACUGGUCUUGUCCACAGUGUCGCGGACCUCACAAACGAUUGACGGCCCUCAGUCGCUAAGUGAAGGGCCGACCUAUAAUGCUUUGCUUAAAAGUUACCAAACUGCCGAAUACAGGUCCCCUAAUUUCAAAGAGCUCUUGGAGAAUUACCCGCUGUGUGAGCCAGUUGUGGCGGUGAUGGCUGACCCGAUGAUGACUGAGCCAUACGAGCGCCAGAAUUUCGACGAGCAGUUAGGCCAAUUAGCGCGUGAAAAGGGACUCGAUCUACAAAAUUACAACUGCCUUGAUUGCGGGCAACAAAUUGGAUUGACUUUUGCUAAGGCAAACGUGUGUAAUUUUUCUGGCGAUUACUUCUGCUGCAAUUGUAUGGCCGAUCAAGAACACCUCGUGCCUGCUCGUGUUAUUCACAACUGGGAUCUGAAACGUUACCAGGUCAGUUUGAAAGCAUCCCAAUACCUUGAUAAAUGCUCUACACUACUUGACUUCAAGAUCUUGAAUCCAAGAAUCUACUCUGCAGUGGACUUGAUGGCCCAAUUACAGACGCUCAGAGUACAACUGAAUCUACUAAGGGCUUAUUUAUUCACGUGCAGGGAGCCCACAAUCGAAUCCUUUUAUAAGAUGAUUGCCCCUAGGAACUACCUUUAUGAACACGUUCACCAGUAUACGGUUUUUGAUCUUUUAGACAUACCAAGUGGCACGUUGGCCCAACAAUUGCAAAAGGUUGUAGAGUUUGCCAGAAAUCACAUCAUUGGUUGUUGGCUAUGCAGCCAAAAAGGCUUUAUCUGUGAAAUAUGCAACAAUCCAAAAGUUAUUUAUCCGUUUGAUACGCAAUCAACUUACCAAUGUGGAUCCUGUAAUGCAGUUUACCACACAAACUGCCAGAACGCUAGUCAAUCUUGUCAAAAAUGUGAGCGUAUACAAAAGCGAAUGGAUUUGUCAUAAAUACGUGGAGUGCUGACACGGAACUUUUUUUCAGGGAGUGAUGAAUUGAUUCAUCGCAUUACAAAUAAAAAAAUGACUUGGAAGAUGAA
Copidosoma floridanum is the source of this 2285-nucleotide messenger RNA. RefSeq names its product Pleckstrin homology and RUN domain containing M1 (gene Plekhm1). NCBI's taxonomy places the organism in Eukaryota, Metazoa, Arthropoda, Insecta, Hymenoptera, Encyrtidae. The record is from RefSeq and is a predicted model, not a curated record.